Molecule: messenger RNA, 2574 nt
Organism: Oppiella nova
Lineage: Eukaryota; Metazoa; Arthropoda; Arachnida; Sarcoptiformes; Oppiidae
Source: the annotation of a GenBank genome assembly
AUGUCCGCCAAAAGUGCAGUCAAUGGUCUAAACUCAUGUAAAUGCUGUCCGUAUGGCUUUCAUAUCGACACCGAUUUCGUAAACUACUGCGAAGUACUUCUCACAGCUCUUUAUGGCAGCCCUUCCGACAAACGUCUUUCCCAAACACUUCAGUGUCGGACCAGUAAUUCGUUUCGUCGGAAAAUCAAUUCAGCCUUUUCUACGCUGAACUCCCGAUCCGCCCAAAGCGCAGCCACCGAUGCAUUCCUCUCGUAUUGUGAUUACAAUUAUAACAUUUCAGGCAAUCGUCUCAACAGUCAACAUAACAAACUCAAGAGUCAGUCACCAAAAGAGAACCAUUGCUUAGACAAAGAGUCAAUUAAUUCAGUGAUCAAUGACUACAGUCUGGGAGAUGUGGUCGACGAGUUCGAGGAGACCUGGAAUGAGUCCAACCGAAGACUUUCCAACUCCAGUGAUUGCGAACCGAUUAUGAAAUCAUCGCUAAUGGCUGACUCAGACAGAGGGGUCUCCCCGCCAUCAUCGCCCGCCCCCUCGUCCUGCACCUCAUCCAACGUGUCGAGAGUUGUUUUGUCGCAAAUUCGUGAUCAGAUGGCAUUCAGUCUGACACGCGUUAAAGAACUCGAGAAUCAGGUGAAGACUAUUCCGAACCUAAAACAAAGAGUUAUUGUUUUGAGAGAAGAGAAGAGGAAAUUGAUGAAGAGAUUGGAGGGCGAGUCAGAUGACUGUCAUCUUCUCAAUGAUCCACAAAAUAAGUCUCGAGUCCGAGAGCUCGAGAAAAGCGGUUUAAUUACCCCUCCAAUGAUGAGACGAAAACUGCUGUUAAAGUCAGACUCGGAUACCGAAGACGACGAGUUUGACGACAUUUGGGUUCGUUGUUCGCCUCCGCCCGAGAAAUUGGUUUCUUCUAAAAACAUAAGACUCGAAGAAUUGAGUGAUAGAACAGAGUCGAGGAAUUCGACGAAACGAAAGUCAUUAGAAAUGGUGUCGCAAUCGACGAGUACUGAAGACAUGUCCAGAACGGAGACUAUUGACUGCUCGACCAAUACUGAUGAAAAGCUAACUAAUAAAAAGCAUUUAAGUUUAGAUGUUUUAAGUUCAAUAUCAAUAACGCCUGAAAUGUCACCGGUUGUCCCGUUAGCGACGACAGCACCGGCAGCACCUGUAUUGAAGCGUUCAAUUGGCAUCUCCACGAGUUUGGCCCCAAGUCUACCCCGAAAGAGUAUUGCCAUCGAAACGGACCUCAAAGCUAUCGACACGAUUAGCAUACAAGAACUGGAAGCUAAGAGACCGGCUUUGGUUUCGUGGGGCACUGACCCGAUUCGUGUCGUCUACACUCACUCGCAAACACAGGCGUCGCCCAAGUGUUGUGAUGUCAGCACUAGGACUGAGACGCCGGCUCUUAGAAAUGCCGGCGUUGUCUGCACUUCAAAAGAUUUUGGCCUUAAAGUCAAUUGGACUCAAACCGAAAGCAAACAUUUUCACAACAAAACAGUUCAGUGCUCUCAGAGUUGUCCCAAAUGUGAACUCAAACAAACAGAGACUAUUGGUGUCGGAGAUAACAAUGUCUUUGGAAUUGUCACCGGAAUUGACAAAUCUGUGACAACAGAGAGGGAACGACCGACCAAUUUGGACGGACUUUAUAGCACUUCACCCGUUUCGAGAGCCAGUUCUGCACAAAGUAUCCGUUUGUGUGACAAAUGCAAUGACGCCAUCACUUCUGUGGCCAAAGAUUUCGUUAGCGCUCCGCACGAGAAGAUCUCAAGUCCUACCAUUCAAAGUCGUAUUCCACGACCCAUUCAAAGCACCGGCUCUUUGGAGAGACGGACUAUUAAUGACAAGAUUAUCGAAGAGACCGGCGAUGAGAUCCUUGUUUAUAAGAACCCGAGUUUGAGUGUCGGUUCGAGUCCUCUUAAGCGCAACUCUCCCAUCAAAAUACCAGAGUUGAGCCCAAAGACAGUUCAGCGGCAAUUCAGGAACAGAGAGUUAUUGAGUCCUAAGACAUCGCACGCCAUUAAUCUAAUUGAUGACGUCUUGAAGAUAUCAGAAUCAGAUGAAUCCGAAGAUGAAAGCAGCUCUUCAUCAGAUGAGGGCACGUAUGAGGUCGAGACGGGAGCCGUCGCUAAACCUGUGUCCAGAACCAGAGUCGAUCCCUCGCAGGAGAUUAAGGCCGCCCUCAAAGUCCUUAACGAUAAUCUCGUCAAACCCGAAAAGGCCAACAAAUCUGCUUUAAUCAAAAGCUUAGCGAUUAUUGAAAAAGAGUGGUUCAAAGUGGCCGCCGAUAAGGAAUCGGAUUUCCAUUGUGUUGAGGAUUACAUCGAUUGCUUUGAAAAGUUUUCAAAACACUUAUUGAAUCGAGUCGUCAAUUUGGACGACAAGAGUGGAAACACAGCCAUUCAUUACGCGAUAUCUCUUAACAAUUUUGAUAUCGUGUCAGUACUUCUCGACUCGAAAGUCUGUGACGCGGGAUACACUGCGACUAUGUUGGUCUCCCUGUCCAAAGUGGACGACGACACGCAAAAGGCUGUUAUCAGACGACUCUUUCAAUUAGGAGACGUCAACAUCAAAGCCAAACAA